Myxocyprinus asiaticus (Chinese sucker) is the source of this 11337-nucleotide messenger RNA. RefSeq names its product apolipoprotein B-100-like. The coding region runs from base 1 to 11337 and encodes 3778 amino acids. The transcript is spliced from 28 exons. Gene Ontology annotation, molecular function: low-density lipoprotein particle receptor binding; cholesterol transfer activity. The record is from RefSeq and is a predicted model, not a curated record. Gene Ontology annotation, biological process: cholesterol homeostasis; cholesterol transport; lipoprotein transport. Lineage: Eukaryota; Metazoa; Chordata; Actinopteri; Cypriniformes; Catostomidae. Gene Ontology annotation, cellular component: low-density lipoprotein particle; mature chylomicron; very-low-density lipoprotein particle.
AUGUGGGACAAUAAGCUCUGGGUUUUGCUGCUUUUGAGCACUGUCGCCUUGUCAAAGGCCCAAGAUGAAGGAGCACCAUGCUUGAUGGCCAAAAGGUACAAGAGCUUCCACAAGUAUGAAUAUUUCUAUGAAACUGAGUCCUUGAAUGCUUGGAAUGGGGCAGUCAAUGGUCCCAAGGCCAGUUGCAAGGUUGAGAUCGAGGUUCCCGGUACAUGCAGCUACAUUGUGCACACCACCGACUGCACACUGAGCGAAGUGAUUGAUGUUGAUGACAAUGGAAACCCGGUGUUUGGGCCAGCUGAUGGCACUGAGAACUUCAAAGUUGCAAUGGAGAAGCAUCUGCUGAAGUUCACCGUUGAUGGAGACAAUGAGAUCAAGCUCUUCCCUGAACAAGAUGAGUUAAUUAACAUCCUCAACAUCAAAAGAGGAAUCAUCUCUGCCCUUGCUGUCCCUGUGCUUGAGGAGGAGAAGAACAAAGACAUGCCCACCAUCUAUGGUCUGUGCAAGACUGACUACAUUGUAAACACCAGAGAGGACAUUGCUACUGACAUCACCCUCAACCGAGACCUGUCCAGAUGUGAAAAGUUCAGACCGGUGAAAGACCACACCAGUCCCCUGGCCCUCAUUACUGGCAUGCACUAUCCUCUGGCUCAUCUGAUCAGGAGCACCCAGACCUGCAACUACAAGUUUGACAAUGAGAAGCACCAUAUGACCUCUGGCACUUGCACUGAGAAACAUGUUCUUGUGCCCUUCUCUUACAAGAAAGAGUCUGGAGUGACCAAUAUUGGCAAACAGACCCUGAAUCUUUUGGGAGUUAUGGAGUACAACAACAGAGUCUUUGACCACAAUGUGGCCAACAUGAAACCCUUGCAUGUAGAUAGCAGUGUGGACAUGAGCCCAAUUCAGGAUAAACAUGUCGCUCUUGAUGUUCUGAGGGAAUUUGCUCACCUUUCCAAGACCACCGAUGGACAUAAGAGAGCUCACUUGGCCCACAAGCUUGUGUCCGUGAUCCGCAAGAUGAAUGCUGAGACCCUGAUUGCUGCUGUUCCUGAAGCCCUGGAGAUCUCUCGCUCUCUGACUUACCAGGUCUUGCUACAGUGUGGUACCCCAGAAUGCAACAGUGCUAUUAUGCAGAUUUUCAGGACUUUUGACAAGUCCUCAGUAGAGAUUGACGCUGCUGUAUAUGCCAUGGGAAUGAUGCCCCAACCAUCUCGCAUCCUUGUAAAGGAAAUGUUGGAGAUGGCCAAGUUCAAGCCAAGCAAGCCCAUCUACUAUGCUGUCAGCAAUGCUGUGAGAAGACUCUAUGAAGCUGAAGGAGUCACCCAGGAGAUCCAAGCAGUGGUUGAUUAUGCCCUUGAGCAGAUGGGUGAUUGUACAGGCGACCAGGAGCACAUCUAUCUCUCUCUGAGGGUUAUUGGCAACAUGGGAGCUGCAAUGGGAGCUGCAAGCCCUGUUUUAAAGUCUGCUGUUAUUGAGUGCAUUAACCAGCCGGCUGCAUCCCCUGAAGUCCAGCAGGCUGCCAUCCAGGUCUUCAGACAGACUUCUGUACCUGAGGAGGGCAGAAAGGUGCUUCUGCAUGUUAUUCUGGACAGAGCUGCACCCAUACAGAAACGUGUUGCUGCCUAUCUCAUCUUGAUGAAGAACCCUGAGUCUGCUGAACUUGCUCAGUUGACAACUGCUCUCCAUGCUGAGGAAAAUCUUCAGGCCAAGAGCUUUUUCAUAUCAUACAUCACUAACGUCUUGAGCUCCACAUCACCAGAGACCCUGGAAUUGAGGCAGAAGAUUCUGGAGGCCUUUCAAGGCAACGAAAUUGGAACUGUCAUGGAUCCCACAAAGUUCUCUCGCAACUACAAAAUUGGAUCACUAGAAGGAAAUAUGAUCUUUGAGUCUGCCAAAGAACUGCCCAAGGAGGUCAUGCUGGACAUGACAUUGAAUGCUUUUGGAUUUGAUGUUGAUAUGGUUGAGAUUGGCAUGGAAGGUAAGGGACUUGAACCCACUAUUGAAGCCCUCUUUGGCCCAAGUGGAUUCUUCCCAGAUACCGUGAUGAAGACCAUUUUUUAUGCUGUGGACAAGAUGCCCUCCCAAGUCAGUGAGGUCUUGAAGAACGUACUGCCAAUAUUGGGGAAUGAAAGGAAAAAAAGACAGGUUUCUCAGAACAUCAUCAGAGAAAUCAGUCAUAAUGUCAACAAACUUAUUAGAGACUUGAAGGCCCAGGAUGCCCCUGAAGCUAUGGUGUACCUCAGGCUUUUAGGUGCUGAACUUGGCUAUCUUAAAACAAAGGAUAUGGAAGACAUGGCUCAUUCUGCUGGCAAGAUGAUUGACAAUCUCCUGAAGAUGAUCCCCACUGAUUUCAUCAAGAGCCUGCUCUCUAGUCCAGACAACGAGCUUUUCCUUCACUACAUCUUCAUGGAUAAUGAGUUCUUUCUGCCCACUGGUCCUGGUUUUCCACUGAGAGUUGCUCUGUCUGGAACAUUCACUCCUGGAAUCAAAGGAGGGCUGAGCUUUAAUCCAGACACGAGUGAAUUCACUUUCAUGCCAUCUGCUGGCAUUGAGUUUGUGACCGAGGUUGGAGCUCACUUCCCUGACUAUGUUCACUCUGGCCUGGAGAUGCACACUAACAUCUAUCAUGAGAGUGGCCUCAAAGCAAAGGUCUCUAUGAGCAACAACAAUGCCAAGCUCACCAUUCCUGCUCCUCAAAGCCCAAUUAAGCUCUUCAGUGUGGCCAAUUCUCUGGUUUCUGUUGUUGGUGCCAAAUAUAUAACAAUUCCUGCCAAGGGGAAGCUUAUUGAUGCAGAAAAAUGCAUUCCUCUUCUCCCUGGACUGAAGUCCUGUACUAGCCUGCAAUAUUCUGAUGCAAUCUACAGUGAUGCUGCACCCUAUUUAUUUGCUAUUGAGCUGCACCCCACUGCAGAAGUCACUGAGUAUACUACCACCAUCAACUAUUCCUAUGAGGAUAAGAUAGACAAAGUGACAGUGGGUGUUAAGGCUGAAGGAACAUCUUUUGAGACCACAGCCACAGUUAAGUUCAACAGACAGAAGUACACUGUCUCUGCUGAUCUGCAAAUUCCUGACUAUGAACUUGAGGCAAGACUCAGAAUUGGUGAUGUUGACCCCUUGAUGCAGCUUAACAAUAAAGGCAAAGGCACACAUUCCAUUCAGAUUGACCUCGUCAACAAAAACAUCCCCCUGGUAUCUGUGGUUUCUUUUGCAAAAAUUGAGGCCAUGAAGGAUGCUAUGCUGGAGAUAGUGUUGCUUAUCCCCUCUCUUCAGGUUGAUUCAAAAGUAACUACAAACUUGAAGUGUGCUAAGGGGUUGACACUAGAACUUGAAAGUGACCUAAAACUCCCAGAGAUUUCAUCUGUUCAAAAGCUCAUCCUGAAAUAUGAUGGUGAGAAGAUUGAGGCUGAAGUUAAGUCUGAUGUCAGUUCUGAGAUCCAGAACAUCAUUCCCAACACUGAUGAUUUCAAAACCAUGAUCAAUGGCCUUCUUGAACACCAGAUUGACCAAACUGAGAUGAAUAUCCAUGACAUUCUUUCAAAGUCAGUUGAGACCUCAAAUGCCUACCUGAAGCUGUAUACAGCUGAUAUCCCAUAUGUGAAGAAUUUGAGAGUUCCUGCCCUGCCUGUGGUCAGUCUUCCUGAGAGACUGUUCCUCAAUGUAGAGGCUGCUGCUAAAUAUCACUUUGGCCAGCAUUACUAUACCAUCUCUCUGCCUUUGCCCCUGGGUGGGAAGUCCACUAGAGAUCUUAACUUUCCCAGUGCCCUCAGUACACCAAGCUUGAAUGUUCCUCAGCUUGGCCUGGAUGUUGCAUCCAUUGGCAUUCCUCUUCCUGAGAUCUUCAUUCCUGAGAGUAUGUCACUGUUUGUACCUACUCUUGGAAUGGCAGAGGUGUCCGGCAAACUAAGCAGCAACUUCUACAACCUAGAAGCAGCUGUGUCUGCUGGCAGAGAUGCUGUUGCACACCCAAGCUAUUCUGCUAAAGUUGAAGUCACUGGAACAAGUUCUGUUGAGCUACUCUCCGUGAAGUUUGAAGGAUCUGCACUGGCUGAGGUCACACCUGGUGAUUCUCUCAAGGCUAAUGUAAAGACAGCAGUCAACCACAAGCUUUUUGAUGCUAGCAUCAGUGUUGUAGAAGAAGUGAAAAUUGCGGACAAAGUUAGUGUGAUAUCCAACAGCAAGUUUGAAGUAACUAGCUCUGUUGGAGUGCAGAUUUCUCUGGAACACACUGGACAAGUUGGAGCAAAUUCUGAAGAGAUCUCUGGAGAUGCAAACCUGGAGGGAUCCUUUAAGGCAGGUCAAGUACAUGGUUCUGGAGCUCUCGUACAGACAGUCUCACUCUUCCCAUUUAGACCAGAGGUAAAGGUUGAUUCUUCACUGAAAAUAGAUUCAACACCUCUUCGAGCUCAGAACACAAUUGUUGCCAACUUUGCCAAUGGGGAACUUUCCAUUCUGUCCAACACUGCUGCAUUUGAAGACCUCCUAACAAACAUUGCUGAGAUGACUUUCAAGGAAUCCCAGCUUGCUCUUAAAUCAGAUACAAAAACAUUGAGUUUUGGCCUAAAGAUCCAAAACACAGCUGAGGCAAGAGCGGGACUUGGAGCAGUCAGCAUUAAGAUUGAGACCUCUGCUGACCGUCCAGAAGACCAUAUCCACUCACUGAUCACAGGAACAUUGGAUGUCAAUGGUCUAGCUAUUCAAAGUGAUGCAUCUGCCAAGCUGGUUGGACACACAGCUGCCCACAAAGCCAGGCUGACCCUCAACAAGGAUGGCCUUGCCACAAGUGGCACAACCUCACUGCAGAGCCCCUUGAGUUUUGAAAACACCUUCAGUGGUGCCCUUGAUGCAUCUAAGGUUUCCCUAAACUUUGACACCAAGGGUGGAUUUUCUGGAAUUGCAAUUGAAAAUGCCAACUCCCUCUCUGCUUCAGUGUCAUCUGUAGAAUUCAAUUCCAAGGCCAAAACCACUGUUGUAGAAGGAACAUCCUACUCACAUGAAAUUUCGCUUCAAGUGGAAUCGUACACUGUCAUUUUGAAAUUCAUCAACAAUUUAAAAUCUUUGCAUGCCACUUUGAUCAAUGAAGCAGAGCUCAAGGCAGAGCCCUACAAAGCUGACCUGACUGGAAGUGUGAAGCUUGCUACUAAUGAUGUGGAUCUUAGGCAGACCUAUGAGAUCAGCUAUGCAGAUCUGAUUGCAACAGCUAAGUGCAGUACCAGUGGAUCAAUUAUAGGAACCCACAUGAGCCACAACACUGAAGUGGAGAUUGCAGGACUUGCUGUCAGAUUUAAUAAUGAUGCUCGUUUCAACUCCAAGAUUUUCCGCUUUGACACCACCAUUCGUAGUACAGCUGUUCCUUUCAAAUUCAAUUUCGAUGCCAUUGCUAAUGCUGAUGGUGACAUAAACCUCUAUGGAAAACAGAGUGCUCAGAUUUAUUCAAAACUCCUCCUGAAAGCAGAGCCACUUGCCAUUGCUCACUCUCAUGAAUGCAGGGUCUCAACCACACAUAACCUAGACAAUGGUGUCACCAUUGAAACAAACCUUGAUAACAAGGCUGACACUCUGCUAACCCCCUCUGAACAAAUGGCUACAGUGACUGUUAAGUCUAAAGUGAACAACCAUGCCAUCAAUCAAGAAAUCAGUGCUUACAAUACUCCAGAAAGGCUUGGAUUAGAAGUGUCUGGAAUGGUGCUGACCAGUCUCUUCAACACUGCUAAUUCUGAUAAUCAGGACUUUUCAGUCUCUGGCUUCCUAAAGUAUGACAAAAGCAGUGAUAGCCAUGUAAUCAACCUGCCUUUCAUAGAGAAUUUGCCUGUCAUUAUUGACAACAUCAGAAUAACACUUGUGAGCAUGGGCGAGGCCCUGAGGAAUUACAUCAAUAGAGAGGAGAUUGCUUCCAAAAUUCAGAAUUUACCUAAGCAUGUUAGUGACUUUGUUAAUGAGCUAAAUAUUAGCGAAAGAGCAGUCCAGUUCAUACGUGAUUUGGUAGCUCUAUCCCAUGAUUAUACCAUAAACCUGCACAAUCUAGAAGCCUCUCUAAUUAAUCUGAGGGCUGCUAUUGAAAAACUAAUCACUGAUAUGGCCAACCGUUUAAAUGAAGUAGUGGAAAUUGGUAAGGAAAUGGUUGUCAAGGGAAUCCUUUCUGAUGCCAUUGUUGAUAGGCUAAGAAAGGAGUUAAAUGCAUUUAACGAAGAAUAUGAUAUUAGUGCUUUGAUAUCUACUAUCAUUGAAGCCAUCGAAGAUGUAAUCAGGAAAAUUGAUAUGACACAACUGCAGGACAGUAGUUUUGCCUUUCUGCACGAUCUUGAGCAACAAUAUGCAUUCAAAGCAAAACUAAACCAGGUUACGGCCAAACUGAAACAGGAAGUUGCAAACUUUGAUAAGGCCAAAUUUGUUGAGGAUGUGAAAAAUUUUGUCAGCUCAAUUAACAUCCAAGGUUACAAAACGCACCUGAUAGCUCAGAUUCCCACAGAGGAUAUUAACAAGGUGGUUGAUGCUAUAAAACAGCUGUUCACUGAACUGGACAUCAUUGGCCAUUUUAAUUCUUUCCACAGAAAUGUGAGAGCAGUCAUUGUGAAAUAUGAAGUUGAUAAAAAGAUAACAGGAGUUCUUGAGAAAGUUGUGGAGCUCAUCAAGCAAUACAAGAUAGAUGAAUCAGUUCAGGUUUUGGCCCACAAUUUCAAAUACAUUCAGAUUUCAAUCAGCCAGUCCUUGGAUGAUGCCAUUAUUUAUCUGAAGACAAAGGAUGUUAAACAAGUUAUUGAGCACCUGAAUGAACAACUCGACUUUGCUAUUAAGAGUGUAAGGUCCUUUGACUAUAAUGCAUUUGUGGAUGAGGCUAACCAAAAAAUCCAAAUGUGCAACAUCAAACUGAAUUCAUUGAUUGAGUCACUUGAGAUCUCACAGAAACUUAAAGCAACCAGUGAAUUAGUAAACUAUGCCUUGUCUUCUCUCAGUGCUUUCUUGGAGGAUCUGAGAGCAGUUAAGGUUGCAGAUGCAUUCAAAACCACGAAGGACCUCAUCAACAUGGUCGCCCUGAAUGAUAUUAAGGCACUUGCAGAGAAGCUUAAGCAAGGAGUAGAUGGCAUGGAUCUAACAGGAGGAAUUUAUCAGGUCUUGCAGCAAUUUAGUCAUAUCUACAUCAAGGUCUUGACAGUUGUUACAGAUUCAUUUAAUGCCAUUGAAGAGGUGGUCCAAAAUGUCUUAGGUGAUCAGGCAAUUGUGAGAGAACUGAAGCAAAUCAUUAAUGGUGUUGUUUCUGCACUGAAGUCAGAUGAGUUUGAAAUUCCCUCCUUUACUUUCCCACUCACUGAUUUGGUCAUUCCCACCAUGAAAAUAAGCUUGGAUAAGCUUAAGGAGACUGAUCUCCCAACACAGAUUGACCUUCCAGAGUUCACCAUUCUGGAAUUCUACACUGUGCCUGCAACCACCAUCAGGUAUGAAGAUAUCAAUCAAAGGCUUUUGAAGCUUAUCAACUUUAUCACCAUCUUUGACAUUCAGAUGUUCGAUGUUGAUGGGUUCUUCAGCGAACUCACUAUGAACUACUUGCCAGAGUUUUCAGCCAUCACAUUACCAGAGAUCAUUCUUCCAGCGAUCUCUCUUCCUGCCAUCCCUAAAUUCAGUGCUGAGCACAUGCUUGACAUUCCUCUUCUGAUCCCUGAAAUAAAAUUUCCUGCAAUCCCCACAGCUCUUGUAGUGCCAUCUUUUGGAAAGCUCUAUGGUGAGGUCCAAGUCAGCAGCCCUAUCUACAGUGUCAGAACUUCUGCAGAGUUCCAGAAAGCCUCAGAAGGACACCCUCUGUUCAUGGCUUCUAUUAGCGCUCAAGGAACCUCUGCAAACCAUGACAUUCUGAAUUACAAUCUGGAGUGUACAACACAGAUCUCCAUUCCUGAGAUGAGCCAUGUGAUUGUUUCUGAGACCCUUAAGUUAACACACAUUUCUCUGGAUUUGGACCACCAGGCAUCAUUGACUCUGCAUGGAUUUGACUCUCAAGCAUCUGCAAAGACCCAUCUUAAGGCCACCACAUCUCCCUUCAAAGUAGACUUGGUGAACAUUGCUCACUUUAGCAUGAAGGAUGGAAUGUCUUUUGCUAUUGAAACAUCUUACAACCACCAGCUGAGCAUCCCUUUGCUCUCACUGACUAGUGAAGCCACCCUGACUCAAAAGGCUGUAGCCCGCAAGGGAGCUACAACCAUCACCAUCACAGUUGCAAAUGAAGGCACUGGCAAAUUUGCUCUACCUGACUUCUCUGAUGAAGGCACCCAUAAGAGUGACCUGCAAUUCAACAUGGACCUUAGCACUGCCAGGCUGACUCUCACUGGUCACACUGAUAGUGCUGUUCUGAAGAUGAAGAUGACAGUGAAUGCUGACGCUGUUGUUCUAAGCCACCUUGAAUUCAGUGCUCGUGUUGAAAAUGAGUCUCCAUUCAUCAAGAACAGUUUGGUGGUUGCAUCUGGAAAGGCUCACUUGGGUGACAUGAAAGUAGAAGUCAAAGCAACCCAUGACGCAGAGCUUGUUGGAGCUGUCAGUGGUUCUCUCUCUAAUGUUGUUAACAUCAUGGCUCAUCCUAGUGAGGUAGUUAUUGACUUUCAGAACAAGGGUAAUACCAAGAUCACCCUCUAUGAAUCUCUGUCAGCCAAAAUUGACCUCCAGAAUGACUAUGCUGUUACCCUCAACACUGAUAUACAACAUAUCAGUACAGUGGCACUUGCCCGUUUCAACCAAUACAAAUAUAGUCAUAACUUUACAUUAGUCAAUAACAAAGCUGAGACAGGCAUUUAUGCUGUUGUCAAUGGUGAGGCCAACCUUGAGUUCCUGAAAGUUCCAAUCACUAUUCCAAAAAUGUUUGUGCCAGUCAUUGACCUAAAGAUUCCAGCAAUAAGAGAUAUCAGCUUGUAUGAUCAUACUGGCCUCAAGCACUUCUUGAUCAACACUGACCAGGUCAUUGAUCUAGAUGCCAAACUUGUCUACCAGAAGAGCAGGUUUGCUCCUAUUUUUGAUCUGGGCUGUAUCAUUAUUCCUUCAAUGGGAAAUUUUAUCUCUGAGGUAUCUUUUAAGUCCUCUAUUCUCAACCUAAAUGCUAACGCUGGUAUUUAUGGGGAAGAAAAUGUUGUGAUUCGUGUUGGUGCUACAACUGCCUCUGUUUUUGAGGGAUUGAAGGCCAAGCUUGAUGGAACUACCAGACUAACCACAAAAAGUGGACUGAAACUGGCCACUUCUCUGUCUCUGCAGAAUGCCCACAUUGAGGGUACUCAUGAGAGUACUCUUACUUUGGACAUAGAUAACUAUGAGACUGUAUUGUCUGCUGACACCACGUCUAAGAUUAAUCUGCCAAUCCUCACUGUUGAAGCUACCCACCACCUUUCUGCUGACAACAAAGCCCAUCCAAAGGCAGUUUCAAACUUGAAGAUCAAGCACACCUUUGACCUUCCUGUCAUCAAGGCUAUUGGUAGUGGAGAUACAGAGCACACCUUGAAGGUUGAGGCGAUGCUUUUCUCCAUAUCCAUUGAGUCUGCCACAAAAGGAACCACUGAUAACACACUUCUGGAUAGUUUCAUUGUUAAGGGAGCUCUGGACAAUGAGGCCAUCAUGUAUACAAAUGCAGAUGGUCUGCGAUUCACUCUGAAAGCCAUUGGUAAUGGCAGUGUUAAUCAUGGAGUUCUCAAGCUGGAGUUUGAUAUUAAUGAGAGCCUGGCCUUGGAGGCAGCUUUUAGCCGUGUGUAUGCUGUGCUAAAUCUUGCUUUUAACAACGAAGUCAAUAUUGCAGAUCUUAACUCAAAAGGGAAGCAUACUGCUCAAGCUAAAAUUGAUCUAGCUCCUUUGAGCUCCUUCGAGGCUGAUGUAGAAAUUGACUUGUCUCAGCCAAGUUCCCUUGGAGAAGUCAGCAUCUAUGAUAAGGUAGUUGUGGAAGUGACUGCUCUCAAACAGAAGGUUGCAUACACUGCAAAAAUGAUCUCCCCUGUGUACACAACAAAUGUAGCAACAGAAUUUGAUGGCAAUGCUCCUGAUUUCAAGAUUGAUUUUAAGGCCUCUGCAACAUCUCCAGUUGUACUUCUGGAGUAUGACUUACACAGCUCCCUAAGUGCUGUCCUGGAACAUGAUGGGCCCAAAAUAACUGCUAAAGCAGUUCUUAAACAUGCUGAAGUAAACAUAGAUGUUCAGAAUGUUUUCACCAGAGCUCUGAGCCAAACUGUGAAUGUGGACGUCACAAGCCCAUCCUUCACUGAUGUCAACUUUAGAUAUUCAGCCCGUAGAGAUGGCAUUAGCGUGUCUGUAUCAACUCCUUCCACUGGUUUUCUUGGAUUUCAGUUGCAAGGUAGAAUUCCAUCCCAGCUGCAAGCAAGACUCCACAGCCGCUAUGCUUCCGCUCCAGAAAAUGAUGCAGAUAUCCUAGUCAUCAAAGCUGCUACAAAGAGCAAUGAGAAAUUUCAUCUCCAGGUUACAUACAACCUGCAAACUCCCAAUGAUAUGAUUCUGGGUCUUCAUGAGAGACUGCCAAUCAUUUUCUCCACAAUAACAGGUUUUGCAGAGAAAUACGGCAUCCUUAGUGCUUUAGACUGUCUAAAGAACGCUUUUGUCAAUGCCAUCACUGAAGCCUACACCACUGCCUCCAACCAUGCCCCAGAGCUAAGCCAAUUGUCUGUUCUCUUCAGAAAUGUUGUUGUUCAGUCCCAGAAGACAGUCCAGAUGUUACUUGAUGCUGCCAUAAAGUAUGUAAGGGAGACCAAAUUAAGACUGCCUGGUAUAGAGGAGGCUACUUUGCCUGAGAUCUGCAAGAAGAUCACCAGCAACGUUGCUUCAGUUCUGGAGCAGCAUAUUCCCGUAAUCACCAACAACCUGGAAGCAUACCUCACUCAUAUUGGUGAGAGCAUUAGCUCAGUUCAGAUUACCUUGCCCUCUGGUGAAGUCAUAACUGGUGCCAGGAUCGUAGAUGAUGUGAAGAGUAGCCUGAGAAAUCUCCUGACCUGGACUGUGGACUUGGUAAAGCACCUUGAAAGCUUUGAUAUAAAACUUGAAAAGCUCGGACAGACAAUCCAGCAGUUUGUUGAAAAGUCACAAGAAUUUAUUGACAAUAUUCAUUCUGACAUCCUUGAUAGGGUUGCUCUCUCUCUCAAUGCUUAUUAUACAAAUGUUCUAAGAGCAAUUAAGAGCAUUGUGGAACGAGUUGAGACAUUUCUUGCUGUGCAACAAAAGAUUCUAAUUGAGUUUUCAGAUUUUGUACGUAACAUUGUUACUGAACUCACCAGCAAAUUUACUGACCAUAUUCCUUCAGAGGCAGACAUAUUUGCCAAAGUUUGUGAUGGAAAGCUGGAAAUCAUGAUUCCAUUCUAUUUUAGCCUAUAA